This is a messenger RNA of Drosophila serrata, 1487 nucleotides long. RefSeq names its product splicing factor U2AF 50 kDa subunit pseudogene. NCBI's taxonomy places the organism in Eukaryota, Metazoa, Arthropoda, Insecta, Diptera, Drosophilidae. The record is from RefSeq and is a predicted model, not a curated record.
GUUACUGUGCCAUUCCUUUGCAAAGGUUGAAAUUUUGAUAACUUAUAUCGAGACAAUUCCAGAUUUGGUGAUUACUGAAGUUCGACAAUGAAAGAAAAAAGGAGCCAUAGCGAAAGCUUCACUGCCCGCUUCAGUGACCUGCGCAACUAUUUCACCGCAAUGCGCCCACCAUUGACAUUAUUGAAUAUGCCGCCGCCGAGUCUUGAUCACAUCACCCUGGUGCCGUUUAAUAUGAGCCAAGUGCCCGGCCAGAUCCCCCUCAGCUUUGUGCCGAACAUAGGGCAGGCUGCAGGAAUAGCAAUCACCCGUGAACACCGUCGCCUGUACGUCGGCCACAUUUCGACUGACGUUACCAAAAACAUGCUGGUGCAGUUCUUCAAUCAACAGCUGUUUAUUCUUGGCCUUGGUCCCAUUGUGGACUGUCAAUUGUUUUCGGGCAAAAAGUUUGCCUUCCUGGAGUUUAGAUCCGCUGAUGAAACGACCGGAGCCAUGGUCCUCGACGGCAUCAAUUUUAUGGGGAAUAACUUGAAGAUACGACGGCCGGAUAACUACCAGUCGACGAGCACACAGUCCGACCAUAUAUUGAAUUAUGUGAAUCCGGAAUCUCCGAACGCAAUUUAUAUCGGAGCUUUGCCAGGCUAUAUAAACGACAAACAGGUUAAGGAGCUGUUGGAGCCCUUUGGCGAGCUACGGGCCUUUAAACAUAUUAGAGAUAGUAUAACUGGGCUUAGCAAGGGGUAUGCUUUUUGCGAGUAUAAGGAUGCAAGCGUUACUGAUCAGGCAGUUGAUGGCUUAAAUUGGCUGCAGCUGGGCGACAGGAAACUGAUCGUUCAGCGCGCCAGCCUGGGCGCGAAGAGAGUUGAGAAAGCGGUUGAGUCGGUGCCAGAUCCGGUGGAGACUCUUUCACCGACCGAGGUACUCUGCCUGCACAACGUGGUUACUCCGGACGAGCUGCUCGAAGUAAAUAAUGGAAAAGAUAUUUUGGAGGACAUCAAGAAGGAGUGCGAGAAGCAUGGUGUGGUGCGUAGCGUGGAAAUGCCACUCCCCGUUGAAGGCGCGGACGUUCCUGGAUGCGGCAAGAUCUUUAUCUUAUUUGAUUCGGCUUUUAACUGUCAAAAGGCUCGGGAGGAACUUGUUAAGCAAAAUUUUAAUGGCCGUGUCAUUACUACUUCAUACUUCGAUCCUGAUAAAUACAACAUGCGCGAAUUCUAAAUAUUAACUAAUAUAUAAUAAUUUAAAUAAAAUAAGAAUGCAUGGAUGUUUAACAGUAGUUCAUACUGACGUUCUAAUGAGCUUCGACUGCAAAGAGAAACAAAAUGGACAUAUUUGUGUUAUAACAGCUUAAUUUAAUGAGCUUGAAUUUAUUUGCCAAGAUAAUCAAAACAUUUGAAUUUGAAAAACCUAGGGAAUGGUUUUUUUUCGCAUAGAGCUCAAGAUAUAGAUUAUUGAGUAAUGCAUCUGCAUGCAAAAGUUCAUUUAUUUUUCAA